Cotesia congregata is the source of this 2057-nucleotide messenger RNA. Lineage: Eukaryota; Metazoa; Arthropoda; Insecta; Hymenoptera; Braconidae. The record is from the annotation of a GenBank genome assembly.
AUGCUGGAUAAAAUGUUUUCUUGUCCACUGUGUGCUCGGCCUAGUUUUGAAUCAUUGGAUUCACUGCGAAUAGGACUUGUUAGUGUAGCAACACGACCACUGCAGUGUCCUGUUUGCAGUGAAACACUUUUAGGCAUUGAUAAAUUGACAAUUCAUUUAUUCGGUCAUACGAUAAAUACACCUGAGGAAACAACAAAAUUAAUUCACAAUAAUCAAACUAAAGCAAUUACAAAUACAGACUUUCUCUAUGAUAAUUCAGUAGAUAAAAAUCAAAAUCAAAAUUUUAAUUAUCAGGGAGAUUGUGGGUUAAAAAUUAACUUGGAACAAUCGACCCGUACAGAAAAUUCUUUAGGAAAAAUAGUUAAUUCAUGUGUAAUUCAAUCUAAAGACGUUGCUACAGUGUCUAUAAAUAGUUUACACCAGCAUGAGCCACGUCAACUACCAUCAGCUUGGUCGAACGAUUUAUCGCUACACGGUGUACAAAAUUCAACAUCUACUAUCAAAUCUUCUAAUAUCGUAGACGUUAAAAGUUGUAAAAAUAUCUCGCGGAUUCAAACCACGGAAGCUAAAUUUUUAAAUGAUAAAAUUGGAUCGAAAUUAACUUUACACAUUCCUGAAAGCUCUACGUCAGUUAUGAUUAAUAAUAUAAAUAAUGUUAGUAAUUAUAAUGCUAGUACUAACAGUAAUAGCAAUAGUAGUAAUAAUGAGGUAAAUAUUUUACCACAAUUAAAAACAUUAAAAAAUAAUUUAAUGGCUAAAGAGAAAACUGAACGGUGUAAUAUAUGCGGCUUUCACUUUCCCGAUUACAAUAUUUUAAUGUUACAUAAGCAAAUAGUUCAUAUGAUUGACGAAAAAGAUAUUGAUAUAAAACCAGAAACGUUGUUGAAAAAUUAUCCUUGUCAUUUGUGUCAUAAAAUUUUUAAGAUGCGUGGGAGUUUGAUGGUUCAUAUGAGAGUCGCUCAUACUGGUAUUAAUUUAGGUUCAUUAUCAAAAGAUAAAGAUUCAAGUCAAGAUUGCUGUGAAAACGGGUUUAAUUGUCCAACUUGCGGGAAAAAUUUUCGCAAGGAGCAACAUGUAACUCAACAUUUAAAAACUCAUGAAGCAAAGCAAUGGGAGUGUGAUGUAUGCAGUAAAAUGUUUACUACAAAAUACUUCCUGAAGAAACAUAAAAGAUUGCAUUCUGGAGAAAUGCCAUACAAGUGUAAUAUAUGCAACAAGACAUUUACAUUUCAACAGUCUUAUCAUAAACACAGAUUGUAUCACAAAGAUGAUAAACCACACACGUGCACCACUUGUGGCCGGUCCUUCAAAGAGCUUUCGACGUUGCACAAUCAUGAGAGAAUUCAUACCGGUGAAAAACCUUUCGCAUGCGAAACUUGUGGUUUGUAUUUAAUUAUUUAAAUAUAUCGUUCAGAUUUAUAGAUGAGAGAUUUUAAAGUGCUUUUUCAAAUGCUUUCAGUUAUUAAUUACUAACCAUCGUAUGAAGCAUGAUCUUUGUUUUUGUGAGUCAAAGAACUCAUAAGUGUCCAGUUCAAACAGCAGAAGCCAAAGAAUCAUUAUCAGAUCACUCCGAAAAUUCCUCAGGUGGAAAUGACGUCAUCCCUGAAAUAGAUAAAAAUAAAAAUCUCGGAAUCUCCGAAGUAAAUCAAGAGAAUAAAUUUGUCCUGGUAGUUGACAAUGGUCAGCCGAUUUUAAAACGCGAGCAGGAAAUAAAUUCAACUUUGUCUCAAGAGUGCAGCUCACUGUUGCAAGAAUCACUCCAAAUAAAUGAUCCCGAUGAUUUUUAUCCAUUUGUCGGUAUUUCGCCAGAUCUAAGACCCGAUUUGUCCUCACCAUCUACAGAAAUGAAGCAAUUAAGACUUUCAUCACCUACUAAUGAAGAUAGUUAUCAAAAUCGGAAACUUGACGAGCCUUUUCAAGAAGCUCCAGACCUUCAUAAAGACAUAAAACAUGCCAUCGACGGUAUCCUGCAAGAAAGACGGGAAAUAAAUACUCUAGAGACGAUAAACGAUGAAUCAUUCAAAGAAUUGUUGUAUGAAAUAGACAAAAAAAUUUGA